AUGGCUACGCAACGGUAUACGGAGGCACUGACACUCUUUGGUCCGGCACCGGCUACGAUUGUGUCACCUACGAGACCUAUCACCAAGCGUUAUGAUGACAUAAAGUCUCUUGUGACGGACUUUGCUACGGCUACCAUGAACAUGGAGCUCGAGCUUCCGCAUUUUAUCGAUACGCUCGUGAAGGGGAAUUCUCCGCCUGCUGGGACUCGUGAUGGGACAUUGGGUUUUGUCCGAUCAACGUAUUUUAGUAUUCCAGCGAACCCGACCAUGCAAGCGUUACGUGAUGUCAUCGGCGGAAGACUGUACAAUAUCCGUCACGAGUUGGAUAUUGAUGGGAAUCCACGUCGUUUGCCGCUGUUCGACCCGCCUCUGGAUCCAGGACAGUUGAUAGCUGCUAGAGCGGGUGGCGCGAGUCUUGCGAGUUUGGCUGGGGGUAGGACGGAAGGACCCAUGCCGAAUUGUAGGGCCAAGUUUCUUUUGCAAAAGGCGCAGGAUUUGCGUGCCGAGUUGCGGUCACUUUCUGAGUCCUAUCUUUCUAUCAGGGAGUGGAGGGAUGCUGAGGCUAUGGCUAGACUUCGUGCGAGACAGGAGACUGGGGUGUUAUCACUUCUGAAUGAUGUUAGACAGCAUCAAGUCUUGGAAGCGACAUCAGCGCUGGGGACGUUGGCUGAGACACGCAAGUCACACAUGAUGCGGCUAGAGUACUUCCUCGCUUUGAUCGGGGAGUCAACUGAUAUGGUUCCAUCUUCCGACGGGGACUGGGUUGAUCUUGACAUUGGCAUUCGACAGCCAAAUAAGGAUGAGUUGCGGGUGAGUGCAGAGGAGUAUCUCGAGUCUGCUGCGACGGAGUGGGCGGCGUAUACGAAUAAGAUUGCUGCGGGAAUUCAGCAGAAUGCUGGAUUGCUUAUGACGUUGCCGAGUCUUGCUUUACAGGCACAGCUGAUGGGUGUUGGUAUCUCGAUGCAGAUGGAUGCGUCUAUUAUCGCCAAGGCUCUUCUUGUGGGCGCAAGUGUUAUCCAGGCUGCGACGCAGGCGAGUACGGAUAUGGCUAGUCGUGCUGCUCGAGAGGGGCAGCUUGUUCGACAACUGCAGGAACAGCGGAUGUGUAUUCUUCUUCCCCGUCUCCCCCGGCGUCCUGGAAUAGCUUGCUGA
Messenger RNA from Metarhizium brunneum ARSEF 3297, 1152 nucleotides. RefSeq lists its product as uncharacterized. Lineage: Eukaryota; Fungi; Ascomycota; Sordariomycetes; Hypocreales; Clavicipitaceae. The record is from RefSeq and is a predicted model, not a curated record.